This is a messenger RNA of Phalaenopsis equestris, 3342 nucleotides long. RefSeq names its product phospholipase D alpha 1-like. The coding region runs from base 34 to 3192 and encodes 1052 amino acids. Gene Ontology annotation, biological process: phospholipid catabolic process. The transcript has 14 exons. Gene Ontology annotation, cellular component: plasma membrane. The record is from RefSeq and is a predicted model, not a curated record. Gene Ontology annotation, molecular function: D-type glycerophospholipase activity. Lineage: Eukaryota; Viridiplantae; Streptophyta; Magnoliopsida; Asparagales; Orchidaceae.
UAUACAAGAAGGUUAAACUUUUUGUGGAGAAAAAUGAUCUUGCUUCAUGGAAUUCUGCAUGUGGACAUCUUGAAGGCCGAGGGAUUGCGACAUCCACUGGGGUUGCCCAAUGGUACUACGAGAUUAAGCAGGAGGAAGUGGUUGGCAAAGAGAUGUUCCUGUAUCAGGCGGGUCUCCUCAUGGUUUCCCGGCCGGCUCGCCGGCGACAUUCAGAACACGAUGGCGCGGACGCCAAGGGCCAAAGUAUACGCCACCGUCGACUUAGAUAAAGCCCGCGUUGGACGUACUCGCCUGUUUAUCGCUAGCGACCCCACUAACCCUCUCUGGGAUGAAUCCUUCCGCAUCUAUUGCGCCCAUAUGGCCGAUCACGUCAUCUUCACCCUCAAAUCCGACAAUCCCAUCGGCGCCACACUCCUGGGCCGCGCAUUUCUUCCCGCCACCACCCUCCUCAACAAUUACCUUAUCGACACCUUCCUCGACAUCUGCGAUGAAGAUCGUCGCCCCCUCGCCGGACGAAUUCACGUCAAAGUCCGGUACACCUCCAUCUUGGGCUACGAUGUCGGCGGAUGGGGAAGGGGAGUUCCCAAUACUUUCUUCAAGCAAAGGGAGAGAUGCAGGGUGACACUCUACCACGACGCACAUGUCGACGGGAGUUUUUUGCCGAGAAUACCACUCGCUGGUGGUGAGAUGUUUCGGCCGGGGCGGUGUUGGGAGGAUGUGUUUGAUGCAAUUUCGAGAGCGCAGAAUUUUAUUUAUAUUGCAGGGUGGUCGGUUUACUCGGAGAUUAGUUUGGUUAGGGAAAGGCAGAGAGCGGAAGCUGGGGAAACGACGAUUGGGCUGAUGCUGAAGAGGAAAGCUGGGGAGGGAGUGAGAGUACUGAUGUUGGUGUGGGAUGACCGGAGCUCGGUCGGUGAACUGAAGAAAGAUGGAGUGAUGCAGACGCAUGACCAGGACACGGCGGAGUAUUUUCGUGACUCAGCUGUUCACUGCGUGCUCUGCCCGCGGAACCCUGACGUUGGGGAGAGCUACGUCCAGGGUUUGGAGAUCGCCACCAUGUUCACGCACCACCAAAAAACCCUUAUAGUGGACUGCGCACGUACAGCGGCGAGAGAGACUGGGACGCGACUUCGGAAAGGAAGAGAGUGGGCGGCGGCGCGGCGGAGGAUUGUGUGCUUCCUUGGUGGCAUAGACCUCUGCGACGGGCGAUACGAUACGCAGAAGCAUUCCCUCUUUCACACACUUGCUAGAGAGCACCGAAACGACUUUCACCAGCCCAACUUCCCUGGCGCAGCAUUGAGGAAGGGAGGUCCGAGGGAGCCGUGGCACGACGUGCACUGCCGAGUAGAAGGUGCGGCAGCAUGGGACGUGUUGAGCAACUUCGAGCAGCGGUGGAGGAAGCAAGGAGCGGACGAUAAGCUUUUGCUACAGCUACAAGGUGGCAGCAGGGGAGGAUUAGUUGUUUCACUGGAGGAAGAAGAGGCGGCGGAGGCUAGUAGCAACAUCAACACCUGGAAUGUUCAGGUCGAGUAUGGUUCGACAUCGUCAAUAAUAAAUACGACGUGUGUUUUUGGAGUUUGUUGCAGCUUGUGGUCCGACAUGCUUUGCCCGCAGAUUCAGAGUAUCGGCGACAAUGAGACGACUGACCUUCGGCUUGGAUAUGAUGAUUCAGCGUGCAAUGGGAAGGAUUGCGGCUCUAGUGACGCAGUUUCAGAGGAGAUAGAGAUUCAUGUGAUCGGAGUAUGGUUCGACUUCAACAGCAGCAAUUCAAACAUGUUAUCAAAGUUUGUUGUCGCUUGUGGUCUGAUGUGCUUUGUCGGCAGAUUCAGAGGUUUGGCGGUAGACCAGUGGCAGGGAAACAAAUAUUUCGUGGGAAACUUUAAAGCGUUACUCCUAGGACGGAGGAAUUUCGGCUACAGGGAAAUUGUUGAGAAUUUCAGGAAAGGCGCUUGGGUGGAAUCAGGGAAAGGAGAGGUUAAGUACAUGGUGGUCACGAAGGUGAUGAAGGAAGCAAUAUCGAAGCAUGUCCUAUUGGAUGACUUGAGAGUUGACCAGGAGACUCUGAUAGUGUUCUGUGAUAGUCAAAGUACGAUAUUGUUGGACAUAAAUUUGGUUCAUCAUGCUCAUACUAAACACUUUAAUGUAAGAUACUACUUUGUUCGAGACUUGAUUGAUGACGACAAGGUUAUGUUGAUGAAGAUAGAUACGAAGGAGAAUCCAAUAGACAUGCUCACGAGGAAAGCCGAAGUUCAGAGAAGAAGGCGAUUCGACUUCGACAGUUUGCAAAGGGUUAGUGACCAGCAAAGGAUUCAGGAUUGCGCAAGAAGGCUUCGGAGAUUUUACUUUGGCGAAUUCGACGAAAGGUUUCGGUUGAGGAAUAUGCAGAAAAUUUCGUUGCAGGAUUCUUUUCAGAUGGCAAUUUAUGGUGCAAAAUUUAUGGUGAUGAAGUUUGAAGGAACUGACUAUGCAGGUAAUUUCGAUGAUAGAAGGUCUACAACUGAGUACAUGUUUACUCUUGGUGGAGGGCCUAUAUGUUGGGAAUCAAAUAUUCAGUCUAUUAUGGCAUUAUCUACAACUAAAGUUGAGUACAUGGCAGUAGCUAAAGCUACAAAAGAAGCUUUAUGGCUUGCUGGGCUAGUAAAAGAACUGGGUGUUGAGCAAGGUGGAGUUCAGUUGCAUUAUGACUGUCAGAGUGUCAUUUAUCUGGCCAAGAACCAGUUGUACCAUGUGAGACCAAAACAUGUUGAUGUCAGGGUUAUAUUGGAUGAUGAGUACAUAAUUGUGGGCUCAGCCAACAUCAACCAGAGGUCAAUGGAUGGAGGAAGGGACACUGAGAUCGCCAUGGGAGCUUACCAGCCCAACCAUUUAUCUUCCUUCCAACCUCCAAGAGGUCAGAUCCACGGCUUUCGUCUAUCACUCUGGUGCGAGCAUUUGGGAAUGAUUGAUGAUGCCUUCCUCCACCCUGAAAGCAUGGAGUGCAUCCUCAAGGUGAGGAAGAAUGCAGAGGAGAGAUGGUUGUCCUACUUUGGAAUUCUUCUAUAUGGUGACUUAUCGGGACACCUACUAAGUUACCCUAUCAGUGUCGAAAAUAAUGGCAAGAUUGCUAUGUCAUCGGGGAUGGAGUUCUUUCCUGACACCAAAGCUCGGGUUCUUGGCACCAAGUCUGACUACCUUCCUACAAUUCUUACUACUUAGGUGUUAGCUUGGUGUUGCUUAUAUUUUAUGUCACAUGGAUUCAUUUAUGUUUGUUAAGGAAAUGAUUUGAUGUCACAUUUGUGAUGUUUGUUUAAGAGAAAAGGAAAAGGAGCAUUUUACUAUUUGCAUUUGUGUAAGUUGCCUAUUUGA